CGAAGGUAUGCGUUGGUCAGAGGAAAGAGGUCGUUCGGGGUGGACUUGCGCGCACAAAACCUGUACACGACGAUAUAGGGUUAAAAAGUACAAAAGGUAUAAAAUCAAGUGGUCAGUUUUCGCCAUCGAGCACGCGAUUAAUUAACGUGGUUGUAAAAUGUGAAUCUAGUUAUUCGGACUUGGAAAUGCUUCUCGUGUAACUUUUCUCGAAAAUGAUGACGGGUGUUUAGGGCGGGGGUGAAGUUUUAGAUUACUAUGUGCACAAGUUUACUCAUCAAUACCGAUCAUACGCGUAAAUCGUUUACAAUUCUCGCCGACGAUGAUGACUCAAUGAACGAUCGUUUCGACUCGCAAGAUACCAGCAACCACUUGCCGUUUAUUUCGAAUAAGAUCAAAAGCGUCUAUCAUCAGAACUGUGUAAUACCUAACGAAGACUUCAGCAUACUUUAUAACUCGAUUGCCAGCAAGUUACAGCCUCCUUCUCAGCAUAUAACGCUUUUGAAUCCGAAUAAAAACUUGUACUCUCCUUCGAAGGAGUUCUUUAACAAAGUAAGCUCGAAGUUACGCGAUCUUCGGCCCAAAGUUACACCAAGGGAGGAGGAACCGCCGAAAGAUAUAUUCAAAAUGGAGAGACCCAUGUUUAUAACGACCGUGAAAUCGGGUACAUUUCUGGAGCCACCUCCCGAAGUAGCAGCUUUGCUCGGUUUGAGGAAAAAUAGCUUCAAUGGCAACAACACGAACUCAUCUAAUUCGUCUACGGGCAAAGCUCAAAAUAAUGAUCGAAUGUAUUCGUUCGCCAGUAAACCUAGAAUACUCAAAUCAAACCUGCACACUAAUUUCGCUUCCAGAAGUUUAUUCAGAGUUGAAAAUAGACGCGAAAAACGCGAGACUUUGAACGAACCUCUGCCUAAAAUAACGAAUGAUACGUCCGAAGGAGGAGGGCCUUCUUAUGGCAACACCAUGUUCGACAGAAGAGUGGCAAGAGGUAGUAAUUUUGCAGCUCAGCGUCCCAAUGUGAUAUCGACUGAACAUGUGCUCAGUCGACAGGCAGAAGCUCGAAGGAGAGCAGCAGUUCGACAACGAGCCCAGAUACGAGCCAGAAAAUUAAGGCUAGGAACACCACCUCCGAUAGAUGGCAGAAGACAUGGACAAAUUCAGACUGAUAAAUAUUUAGAAGAGUUAACCGAACGUCCUCCAGAUAAAUCCAUAGCCUGUCAAGCUGAUUUACCAGUAGAACAUCAUUCUCCAGUAUAUUCCUUAGACUCAAAUUCCAAUACCACGACAGGAGUCGAAGCUGAAACUCAAAUUUACCCCGGAGAUUUACCAGAUAUCGAUGACGAAUUACCUUCUGUUGUAAGCUCUAUCGUAAACAAAAUUUUACAAGAAGCUAUUUUAGAAAUUAAUGACGAAAUCGAAGUUCUUAGAUUACGAACUUUAGCUAGCGAACAAAAACGUGCAGCUGCCAAUCCAUCUAAUAACGAUGAAAAUGGGGUAAUUACCAAAGCUCAAUUACACAUGCUGAUUCAGCAAGCCAUCGACGAGUUGAAGAAUUCCGAGCAAACUGAAUCAAACGACAAAAAUUACGAUGAUAUUGAUAGCAAUAGUUUGCUCGAGAAAAUAUUCCAUGAAAUUAAAAAUAUCGUUACGGAUGUGAAGUUUUUAAGUGGAAUCAUCAAAACCCAAUUAGAAAACUGGCCCGAAACCUCGGAUCAAACCACAGCCGAAUCGGAACAAGCGGAGAACGAUCAAGCUGACGAUGAAAACGAUAACGUCUCAGAGUCUGGAACAAUUGAUCUAAGAAGAGAAACCUUAUCAGCAGCAGACGAGCAAGAAAAUCAAACUGCCGAUGAAGUCCUGCAACAAAUGGAUGCCGAGAUUGACGCUUACAAGACUGAUGAUGAUGAUUUUGAAGACGAGAGUAAAGACUUGAAUGAACCCAAUAACGAUGAAAAUGAGGCUAGUGAUAGGCGAAAUGACCUCGACACUGAUUCAAUUCGUGAUACCGAUAAUAUUGCCGAAUCAGAUACAACUAGAGCCAAUGAAGGAUCAGAUGAUAGACCUGGUUCUGCAAAUGAAGAAGGUAAUUCUACAACACAACCUGCUGAUGAUGCAGAUGAACCUACAGUUACUGCCACUGAAGUCAUCAUGGAACAAGGUGAUACAAAUGAUGCUGACAAAAAUGAACCUGAUGAACAAAAUGAAUCCGUCAGAGUUAGAAGAAGUAUAGAGGAAAACCAAGCCACCGAUUCUGAAACUGCCCAGACCAAUCAAGAAGUUCCUAAUGACUCGCAGUCUGCUGACACAAAUGAUGAACAAACUGAUACCAAGCGAGAUCAACCAUCUGUGAUUAUUUCUGAGCAUAAUGACGAAGAUUCAAAUCCAACAAAUAAUGAUGAAUCAGCAGAACCACCAAAAUCAACUGCUGAAGAACCUACAGAACCUACCAAUAGAGAUUCUGCAGAGUCAACAAACACCAAUGGUACACCAUUAGACAAUGCAAGUGCUGAUUCUAAUCAGAAUAAUGAUGAUCAAUCACCUGAAACUAAUAAUGAAACAGUUCAAUCAUCAGAAGAUGCCUCAUCAGCCGCUUCUGGAACCACGACAAUUGCAACUUUGAACUCAUCUGUUCUUGAUCCACCAGUCAAUGACUCAAAUCCUGAACACGACAUUGCAGUAACUGAACUGAACAGUGAUGGAACUGAAUCUGCAACUGCAUCUGCAAAUGACCAACCAACUGUAACAAUUCCAACUUUGAACGCAUCUGUUCUUGAUCCACCGGUCAAUGACUCAAAUCCAGCAGAUGAUAGUUCAACAUCAGAUAGAAAUGCAGAUGCUGAGACAUCAUCAGAAAAUAUCCCUCCAACUACUUCUGAGAGUAAUCAAGAUACAUUGGUAAUUCCAACUAUGAACAUGUCUGUUCUUGAUCCACCAGUCAAUGAUUCAAAUGAUCAAGCUUCUGAACAAGAACCUACUACUGAAAAUUCUGCAAAUGACGAUAACCAGAAUGAGAACAAUGGUGCUACCAAUUCUCCUGAUGAAAAUCAGAAUGCAGGGAACAAUCCUGAUGAUGGUGCAAACAACAAUAACCAAAUUUCUGAUUCCAAUGAAGGACAAACCAAUCAAAAUGAUCAGGUUUCCACACAGCCAUCAAGUGAUCCCGAUACCACAAAUAAUCAAUCAUCAGAAACACCCAUUGAAAAAGACCCUGCAUCUACAAAUGAAGAUGACAAGGAUGUAGUUGCUGUUCUGCCACCUUCUGCUGAAUCACCUUCAGAGAAUCAAGUUGAUUCAUCAAGGAAUCUCGAUGAUCAACCUGCUGACUCAUCAAUACCUGCAUCUACAGAACCAGAUACUACAUCUGACAACACGGCUUCUCAAGAUGAUCCCAAUCAAAACACGACUGACAAAGACAAUAUUUCAGAACAAAGUUCUUCAGCAACCACUAAAGCAGAUACAGAAAGCGUUGAAAACAACGAAUUACAAAGCAAUACCACUACUUCUGCAGAUUCUACAACCUCGACAGAACGUCAACAAAAUCAAUCCGAUGAUGAUGGAUCUUCACAAGACUCUGAGAAACCUUUAAACACGGGAAAUAAUACCUCUGCAAAUGACAAUCCAGACCAAUCCAAUGAUGGUGCUUCUGCAGGUGAAGCUGAUGAACCGAAACAAGAUUCUGAAAAUGAAUCUGUAAAUUCAGCUGCAGAUUCCCUCAAUGUAUCAGAAACUGCUACAGCUGAUGCAACAUCUUUGGACAGAGACAGUUCAAAAUCACCAGACAAUGACUCUUCAAAUCAAAUUGACAACGAUGUGAGGAACAAUAACGAACCUGAAACUCAAGGAAAUGAUAAACUUAUCGAAACCAAUAACAACGACUCGACCAUCCAGUCGAAAAAUCCUACCACGAUUGUACAAAAUGGCAGCAUCAUAACGAAUAGAUGAUGUAAGAUGUACACCGAGACACUUCUACUAAAUUAUACGAUUAAUUUUAAGUUAAAUGAGGUAACAUCCUAGUAAAUAUCAACACCAUCACCUUAUUCAUAAGGGUUUAAUAUUUUACCAGACUUGGAAGUCUCACUGCGAUAUUUUUAUGAAGCAGAGUACAAGAUGAGUGUAUCUUUGGCAAGCUAAGCAUUCUGACUGGCCAUCAGAAUAAGAUCAGUCAGACUUUCUCGAAGUCUUUUUUUUUCAAAUCAAAAAGAACGUGUAAAUUAGGUAAAGACUGGUGCAGUUUCCUGUUCAACUUCGAACUGUUACUCAGGAGAUUUCAAUGCAUCGUUAUACGUAUAACUGCACCCUAAAACAAGUGUAAUUUAUUUUGCUCCUUUUUUUUUUCGUUCCCGGGAAACCAUAUUGUAAACUAUAAAUAAAUUGAUUUUUCAUUUA
Molecule: messenger RNA, 4383 nt
Organism: Planococcus citri (citrus mealybug)
Lineage: Eukaryota; Metazoa; Arthropoda; Insecta; Hemiptera; Pseudococcidae
Gene: Rsph3
Product: Radial spoke head protein 3
Exons: 8
Coding region: 256-3939 (1227 amino acids)
Cellular component (GO): cilium
Source: RefSeq, a predicted model, not a curated record